AUGGGGACCCCGAGGCCCGCUGCCUCGUGGGCUGUCCUCCUGGCCACGCUAGGCUCCGCAGCCGGCCUGCCUCUUGGGGGAGAUCCCGGCUGCACUGCCCGGCAGCUGGCUAGAUACAGCCUCACCUUCACGGGGAAGUGGAGCCAGGUGGCUUUCCCCAAGCAGUACCCCCUGUUUCGGCCCCCCGCUCAGUGGUCUUCCCUACUGGGGGCCACGCACAGCUCCGACUACAGCAUGUGGAAGAAGAACGAGUACGUGAGUAACGGGCUGCGCGCCUUUGCCGAGAGCGGCGAGGCCUGGGCCCUGAUGAAGGAGAUCGAGGCCGCCGGCGAGAAGAUCCAGAGCGUGCACAGCGUCUUCUCGGCGCCCGCCGUCCCCACCGGCAUCGGGCAGACCUCGGCCGAGCUCGAGGCGCACGCCCGGCACUCGCUGGUCUCCUUCGUGGUGCGCAUCGUGCCCAGCCCCGACUGGUUUGUGGGCAUCGACAGCCUGGACCUCUGCGAGGGCGGCCGCUGGAAGGACCACGUCUCGGUGGACCUGUUUCCCUACGACGCCGGCACAGACAGCGGCUUCACCUUCUCUUCCCCCAACUUUGCCACCAUCCCACAGGACACGGUGACGGAGAUAACGUCUUCCUCCCCAAGUCACCCAGCAAACUCCUUCUACUACCCUCGGCUGAAGUCCCUGCCUCCCAUCGCCAGAGUGAGUUUGGUGCGGCUCAGCCACAGCCCCAGGGCCUUCGUCCCACCCACCCCCGACCUGGCAGGCAGAGGGAAUGAGAUCCUGGACGCCCUCACAGCUCCGGAGACGCCGCUGGACUGCGAGGUGUCCCUGUGGUCGUCGUGGGGGCUGUGCGGCGGGCGCUGUGGGCAGCUGGGCGCCAAGAGCCGAACUCGCUACGUGCGCGUGCAGCCCGCCAACCACGGGAGCCCCUGCCCCGAGCUGGAGGAGGAGGCCGUGUGCACCCCCGACAACUGUGUCUAA
Molecule: messenger RNA, 984 nt
Organism: Orycteropus afer afer
Lineage: Eukaryota; Metazoa; Chordata; Mammalia; Tubulidentata; Orycteropodidae
Gene: SPON2
Product: spondin 2
Exons: 5
Coding region: 1-984 (327 amino acids)
Biological process (GO): cell adhesion
Cellular component (GO): extracellular matrix
Source: RefSeq, a predicted model, not a curated record